This is a messenger RNA of Hyla sarda, 848 nucleotides long. RefSeq names its product centrin 3 (gene CETN3). Gene Ontology annotation, molecular function: calcium ion binding; microtubule binding. The coding region runs from base 142 to 645 and encodes 167 amino acids. The transcript has 5 exons. Gene Ontology annotation, cellular component: microtubule organizing center. Lineage: Eukaryota; Metazoa; Chordata; Amphibia; Anura; Hylidae. Gene Ontology annotation, biological process: spindle pole body duplication. The record is from RefSeq and is a predicted model, not a curated record.
CAACGCACCACCACUGGCAAGCUGUUCUGGUUUCUAAGGGGAAGGGAAGACGUGUUAACCAGUCACAUAUUAGAAACUUUGUUUACUGGGCGGGCCUAGGCCUUGCUGUCUGCUGGUGUCUGGGCCGGAGAGAGUGAAGACAUGAGCCUGGCUGUAAGAACGGAUUUAGCAGUCGACAAAAUGAAAAAGAAGAAAAAAAGGGAACUGACCGAGGAACAGAAGCAAGAGAUUAAAGAUGCCUUUGAUUUGUUUGAUACCGACAAAGACAAAGCGAUAGACUAUCAUGAGUUAAAGGUGGCCAUGCGAGCUUUAGGGUUCGAUGUUAAGAAGGCCGAUGUUUUAAAAAUCCUGAAAGAUUAUGACAGUGAAGCCACAGGGAAGAUUAGUUUUGAUGACUUUAAUGAAGUUGUGACAGACUUGAUAUUGGAGCGCGAUCCCCAAGAAGAGAUGCUAAAAGCCUUUAAACUGUUUGAUGAUGAUGAUUCAGGAAAAAUAAGCUUGAGAAAUCUCCGUCGGGUUGCUAGAGAACUUGGUGAGAACAUGACAGAUGAAGAGCUCCGUGCAAUGAUUGAAGAGUUUGACACAGAUGGUGAUGGAGAAAUAAAUCUGCAAGAAUUUAUUUCCAUAAUGACCGAAGAUGAAUAACCAGGAGAAAAGAUCUAGAAUUCAGCUAAUUGUAGGACCGAUGGUGAUGACUUUACCUAAGGACCAACAUCCAUGCUAAGAGUCAGUGUUUGUAGCAUAUUAUAUAAUGUAGAAUUACUCAUUUUUGAGUGUAACUUGGUUUGCUUUUGUAAGAUAUUUUUUAUGCAGCUGUGAAUUAAAUCAAAUAGAACUUUGUAAAUCUG